AUGGGAAUUGAUUUACAGCUCGCCAGGGUAAAGACAUUACUUUCGAAGCUUGAUUUUAGCCCGAAAUUCAAAGCAAUUCACAUUGCAGGCACCAACGGAAAGGGAUCAGUAAGCUCGUAUGUGUCUCAUGCGCUCACGGCGCAAGGAAUCCGCAACGGCCGCCUUAACUCGCCGCACCUGCUAUACAAAUGGGAUUCUGUCCAGAUAAACGAUAGAGCAGUAUCGGAAGGAGACUUUGCUGCUGCAGAAGGCCAUGUGCGUGAAAUUGAUCGCCAAGAUAACAUCAAUUGCACAGAAUUCGAACUACUCACCUGCACAGCCCUGAAGAUGUUCAAUGAAAGAGGAGUGCGGGUGGCAGUUCUUGAGACGGGCCUCGGGGGACGGUUGGACGCCACCAACGUGCUAUCAGCAGCAGGAACACUGUGCACCGCCAUAACAAAAAUAGGAUUGGACCACGAGCAUUUACUGGGAAGCACACUUGAGAAGAUAGCGUACGAAAAGGCGGGAAUUAUCAAAGAGGGUGUCCCAUGUGUUGUUGAUGGGUCCAACGAGAGCUCUGUUUUGCGCACAAUUGAGGAAAUAGCAAGAAAGAAGGGUUCAGAAUAUUUGCCCGUGAGCGACUCUCCGACCCAAAAAUUUGACCGUUUGGGAGCAUGUCUGGGGGAUUUCCGUACCAAUCUUCCCGGCGAGUACCAGCAGAUGAACCUUUCAGUUGCCCUUGGGAUCUUGAAUGUCCUCUCACGUACGUUCCCGGUUCGGAAAGAUGCCAUAGAGCGAGGCAUCAGAAACACGAGGUGGCCAGGCCGACUGCAGAAACUCGAUCUUAUGCUCCGCUCAGGUACAGUUCCAGUUUUGCUUGAUGGAGCGCACAAUAGUCAGGCAGCAGAGCAGCUUUCAAAAUACCUGGGCACUUCUCGAUCAACGGGGAUCACCUUUAUCAUUGCAAUGACGUCGGGGAAGGAUGCUUCCGGACUGCUUCAGUCCCUUAUCAAGCCCCAAGACGCGGUCAUCUUCACACGAUUCACGGAGCCCGUGGACGGGAUGCCCUGGAUUGAAAGUUAUUCCCCGGAGGAACUAUCUACCAAAUCGCGACUCAACGUCAAAUCCACUAUCGAGCCAAACUUGGAAGCAGCAUUAUCAACGGCCCAGCAUAUCCAGAAGCCCAUCGUCAUUUGCGGCAGUCUCUACCUAGUGGCAGAAGUUUUGCGUCUGCAUCUACGCAAUGGAGGUGUCCAGACAUGGUGA
Molecule: messenger RNA, 1245 nt
Organism: Ogataea angusta
Lineage: Eukaryota; Fungi; Ascomycota; Pichiomycetes; Pichiales; Pichiaceae
Exons: 1
Coding region: 1-1245 (414 amino acids)
Biological process (GO): folic acid-containing compound biosynthetic process
Cellular component (GO): mitochondrion; cytoplasm; cytosol
Molecular function (GO): tetrahydrofolylpolyglutamate synthase activity; ATP binding; dihydrofolate synthase activity
Source: RefSeq, a predicted model, not a curated record